Effrenium voratum is the source of this 1296-nucleotide messenger RNA. The record is from the annotation of a GenBank genome assembly. NCBI's taxonomy places the organism in Eukaryota, Dinophyceae, Suessiales, Symbiodiniaceae.
AUGUCUGCCGCGCUCUACGUGGCGCAGAUCGGCGCCUGCCGGCGAAAAGGCGCCUGGGCCCGAGCUUUGCACCUGCUACACGAGGCCCAGGACCUGGCCCUCUGCGAUGUGAUCACCGUCUCCGCCGCCGCGAGCGGCUUGGCCGCGGGCAACGCCUCGUCUUCGUGGCGCCGGGCGCUGGGACUGCUCCAUGCGGCCAGGUCCAGUCGCCUCAGACCGGACACGAUCCUUUGGAACACGGUGAUCGCCGCCGACUCCGCGGACUCGGCCUCGGAGCCGUGGUUCCGGGCCAUGGCGCUGCUGCGCGCCAUGGCCUGCGGCGGCUUAGAGCGCGACGUGGUCGGCUUCAACGCGGCCAUUACCGCUACCGCAUCUUCCUACGUUUGGCGCAGGGCUGAAGAGCUGUUCCAGAGUGUGAGCGCCAAAUUGCAGCCCAGCCGGGUGACCUACAAUGCUGCGAUCAGCUCCGUUGGAUGGCACCAUGCCUUGGUCUUGCUCUCCGCGCUGGAGACCGCCGCCGCCCAGCCCAACGCAGUCUCCGUCUCCGCCGCCACCGCCGCCUGCGCCAAAUCCGCGGAGUGGCGCCGCAGUCUGCGCCUCGCAAGCGGCGGAAGCGGCGGAGGCGCGGUGGGCUGCAGCGCUGCCAUGAGCUCCUGCGAGAAGCGCGGGCAAUGGCGCCACGCCGUGGCCCUCCUCGCCAAAAUCGCCCGUGCUGACGUGGACUGUGUGGCGUGCGGAAAUGCGGUCAGCGCCUGCGCGAAAGCGGGGAAGUGGCUGCAGGCCUUGGCAAUCUUCCACGAGCGGCGACAACACGUGCAGCUGGACCUGGUGGCCUUCAACGCCGCGAUCACCGCCUGUGAGAAGGCGAGCGAGUGGCGACAAGCCCUCGGCUUGCUGCGGGAGCUGCGAACUCGAAGGCUCAGAGAAGACACCGUGACCUGCAGCGCCGUGGUGAGCGCCUGCGUCAAGAUCUGGCCGAUGGCCUUGGCCCUGCUGGCAGAGCUUUGGCAUCACAUCCGCGUGGAUGUGAUCUGUUAUGCUGCAGCCAUCAGUGCCUGCGCAUUCGGCGCCCGCUGGGCGCAAGCGCUGUUUCUACUGUCGCACUGCGGCGUUUUGAACGACGUGGCGGUGGACAUGUCACUGAGGGCCUGCGAAAAAGCCUCACAGCCUUCACAGUCGCUACACCUCUUGGCGCGCUUGCAACUGGAGUAUUUGCGGCCAGCGGCGAAGGGCAAGAAGACCGAGUUGGCCGACCCCGACUUCGGGUUUGCCAGAGCGCUCAGGCGACAGCCGUAG